Messenger RNA from Phytomonas sp. Hart1, 3339 nucleotides. Lineage: Eukaryota; Euglenozoa; Kinetoplastea; Trypanosomatida; Trypanosomatidae. The record is from the annotation of a GenBank genome assembly.
AUGUCAACAUUCAGAAAAAUACGACAGCGACAAGACCUGCAUAAGGUCACGAAUUUCGAGCGCGAAAUCAACGAUCUCGCCGCGGAUGACCUCUACGAGCAGAUCCUUUUUCGGUAUAUUCGAAGCGGCAAUGACCCGAACAAGGAAGAGGCCGUCGAGGUUUUCGAAGGUUACGUGGAUCCCGUCUCCGAUCCGGCUCGGGAGGCCAAAAUCACUGCUUUGCACAAGGAAUUCCUCCAUCAUAUCCAUCACAAACGCGAGAAGAUCGUGCGCAUCCUGCACACCUGCCCGGAGCACCAAAAACGCUCCCGUUUUGAUCGCAUUUUAUGCGAAACUGAGUAUUGUACCGGCAUGCGGGAGUGGGAGGAAGGCGAUUCUCGCGGCGCGUCGGGCCAAAAUCGUAAAUCUAGCUAUCGAACGAAGGAAUGGGAUACGAACGAGGACACCAUGAAGUUUGAGGUCCCGCGUUUAACAGAAACCCCUUCCUACAUCCGCGGAACUCUCCGGCCCUAUCAAAUUGAAGGGGUGAACUGGCUGUUGGGGCUUUUUUCCCGUGGGGUGAAUGGAAUUCUCGCGGAUGAGAUGGGGCUUGGGAAGACGUUUCAAACGAUUGCGAUGCUGGGGUAUCUGAAAUUCACCGUAGGCCUUCCCGGGCCGCAUGUGGUGGUAUGCCCGAAAUCAGUUAUGGGAAAUUGGUAUCGCGAGUUUCGCCAUUGGUGCCCCGCCCUCUCGGUGUACAAAUUUCAUGCCUCGAGCGAUCUACGGCCGAUAUUGAUUAAAUCGCAUUUCUCCCCGCCCGAGAAACUCCGCUAUGACGUGGUGGUGACGACUUUUGAAAUGGUCCUGGAGGAGAUUCGGACUUUCAAAAAGAUCCACUGGCAGUACCUCAUCGUGGACGAGGCGCAUAAAAUAAAAAACGAGGAGGGCCGCGCGCAUGCGCUCUUGAAUUCGCUGGAAACCUCUCAUCGUCUAAUUAUUACGGGGACGCCGCUUCAAAACAACCUCAAGGAACUCUGGUCGCUUUUGCAUUUUCUCUCGCCGCGGCUUUUUGAAAUUUCGGAUACCCUGCAUGAGUGGUUUGACUCCGCCAGUGGGCACCAAGACAAGGAAGUGAUGUCGAAUAUGCACAAAAUCCUCGCCCCGCUGAUGAUUCGUCGGGUGAAGGCGGAAGUCAACACGGGAAUCCCCCCCAAAAAGGAGAUUUACGUCUCCUGCAAACUAACAAAAAAACAGAGGGAGUGGUAUAUUCACGUCCUCGCGAAAGACUCCGAGGCGUUGAAUCGGACAUCGAGCAAUACAACUUAUCUAAACUCCGUUUUGAUGAGCCUGCGCAAGGUGAUUAAUCAUCCGUAUUUAAUGGACGGUGGCGAGGAAGGGCCGCCGUUUAUUACGGAUGAAAAACUCGUCAAAGCCUCCGGCAAGAUGUUGAUUUUAGACAAACUACUCCACCGCCUGAAAGGGGAUGUGGAGGGAAAGCAUAAAGUGCUGAUUUUCUCCCAGUUCACGUCCAUGUUAAACAUCUUAGAGGACUACUGCAAUAUGCGCGGCUUUCGCUACUGUCGGAUUGACGGCAACACGAGCAGCUACGACCGGGACUCCUAUAUGGCGACCUUCAACUCCCCGAACGGGGAGUCCUUUAUCUUUCUCCUCUCCACGCGCGCGGGGGGAUUAGGGAUUAACCUCCAGGCCGCCAAUCACGUCAUUAUUUACGAUUCGGAUUGGAAUCCGCAGAUGGAUCUUCAGGCGCAGGAUCGCGCGCAUCGCAUCGGGCAAACGCGCAGCGUCCGUGUCUACCGCUUCGUGACCGAUGGCACCAUCGAGGAGCGCAUUUACCGCCGGGCGCUGAAAAAACUUUAUUUAAACGCCCUCGUCGUCCAGCAGGGCAACCUAAGCUCGAGCAUUUCGAAUACCCAGAACGCAAAUCCCAACGGGGUCUCGCGAAAUGAGCUGCUGUCGAUGAUUCGCUUCGGCGCGGAGGAGAUUUUUCGCACGCGGCAUGUCGACAUCACCGAGGCCGACAUCGACCGCCUCCUUGACGAAGGCGAGGCCAAGUCCUCCAACAUCAACAACGAGGCGAAGCAGACCGUCCAGAUGUCCCUCACGAGCUUCAAACUCGGCGCCGACGAGGCGAACAUCUACGACUUCGAGGGCAUCUCCUUUCGCUCCGGGCUGGAAUCGCGCAUUUUGCAUCUCAAGCUCCCCGACGCCAUCCCACAAGCGAGGCUGGAGGCGCAAUGCGCGGCCUACGGCGAGGUCCUCCGCGUGGUUCUCCACCCCAACUUAAAAGAGGCCCUCGUGCAAUAUCGCACGCUAAACGGCGCGAUCGACGCGAAGUCGGGGCUGCCCUACGAGGCCGCCUUUGUCAGCAAAGAAGCCCAAACCAUCGUCCCGAGCGAGAUGAUCUCGGAAGGGUUGGGAGCGGGGGAAAAACUCGGCCGCGGGCACCGCGCGCGCGUGGCGAUGACGCCAUACACCGAGGCUGAUGUCGAGCAGAUCCAAACCAAAGCCUCGAAGGCGCCGCCGUUAAAACUGCCCAAAGCACCGAAAUUUCAUCAUUUUCAUCUUUUUAACGCGAAACGCCUGCUCGAGCUGCAUAAUACCGAAGUGGGGUUGAUGGUGCAGAAUUGGAAGCGAAAGUACUCAGAGAACAACACCGGCGAGGAGCCGGACGCCGAGGCGCCGAACAAGGAGGGGGGGGAUAACGCGGAUGAGACUUUGACCGCGACCGAGCUGGAGGAACGCGAGCGAUUACUCAGCGAAGGCUUUCCAACCUGGACUUUCCACGAAUAUCGUCAAUUAAUUAAAGUUUUAAUCAGCGGCAAGGUGGAUAUACACGACUAUGACGCCAUCACGGCAGAGCUCAACACGCCGGAGAAGACCGUUGCCGAGGUCCGCGAUUACGUCAACGCGCUGCUCGAACGGGGUGAGCAGUGUGUUCACAUGUUUGAUAAAUUAGAGAAGCGAAUUCAAAAGGCGCAGGGAAAAUUUCAGGAAAAGAAAGACUCUCUGCGGGCUGCGAAGUGGAAAAUCGAGCAGUAUAAUUGCCCUGAACAACAACUCACCUUUAAGGGCAAAAUUAGCUUUCCAGAGCUUCAGCGGCAAAUAUUUUUGCUUGGAUACGAUACAGGGUUUAAGGAGGAAAAUAUCGGCGAGAAUAUUCGAAAGCUUCCACAGAACGCGUUUAACGUAUGGUAUAUGUCUACCCAAAAUUACUUUUACUCAUCCGCGCUGCAUCGUUUAAUGCACUCCGUUAAAAGAGAAUGGGCAACAGCGAUGGGGGAGGAAAGUGGAGAAGGGGGAAAUCGCCGUCGGUUUCGAACUGAGCAAGUUCAGCUUUAA